AGCGCGGGGCCAUGGCGGCGCGGGGCCUCCGCGCGGCGCUCGGGGCGGUGCGGCCACGCGGGACGGGCGCGGGCCGCGCUGCGGGGCUGGGAUCGGCCCCGGAGCCCUCGGAGCCCGGCCCCGAACCGGCGGGGCACGCGACGGCCGCUCUCUACGUGCACUGGCCCUACUGCCGCAAGCGCUGCUCCUACUGCAGCUUCAACAAGUACGUGGUGCCGGCGGUGGACGAGGCGGCCGUGCGCGCCUGCCUGGUGCGGGAGGCACAAACCCUGCUGCGCCUCGGCCACGUGCGGAGCGUCACCUCCGUCUUCUUCGGCGGGGGCACCCCCAGCCUGGCCAGCCCGCACACCAUCGCUGCCGUGCUGGAGGCGGCCGCGGAGGUCGCUCAUCUCUCCGCUGGAGCCGAGGUGACGCUGGAGGCCAACCCCAGCUCCGCUGACCCCGCACGCCUCUCUGGCUUCAGGGCAGCCGGCGUCAACCGCUUGUCCCUCGGCGUCCAGUCACUGGACGAUGCUGAGCUGCGGCUGCUGGGCCGGGAGCACACGGCGGCGGAGGCGCGGGCGGCGGCGGAGGCGGCGCGGAAGCUCUUCCCUGGCCGCACCUCCCUCGACCUCAUCUUUGGGCUGCCGGGGCAGAGCCACGAGGCCUGGGCGCGCGGCCUGGAGGCGGCGCUGGGGCUGUGCGAUGACCACUUGGCCCUGUACCAGCUGACGCUGGAGCGGGGCACGGCGCUGGAGGCCCAGGUGCGGCGGGGGGCCCUGCCCGAGCCCCCCGAGGAGCUGCUGGCCGACAUGUACCUGAGCGCCCGCGCCACGCUGGCGGCCGCCGGCUUCCACCAGUACGAGGUCUCCAAUUUCGCCAGGAAGGGCGCCCGCAGCACCCACAACCUCUCCUACUGGCGGGCCGAGCAGCACGUGGGCGUGGGGCCAGGGGCGCACGGCCGCUUCGUGCCGUGGGGAGAGGGCGGCCGGCAGCGCGAGGCACGCGUGCAGACACCGCACCCUGACGCCUGGAUGCGGGAGGUGCGGAGCCGCGGGCAUGGCACCCGGCGGCGGGCGGCGCUGAGCCCACUGGAGCUGUUGCAGGAGGUGCUGGCGCUGGGGCUGCGCACGGAUGAGGGCGUCACGCAGCAGGUGAGCACCGCCGGCCUCGGGCGCCGUGAGGAGGAGCUGCCGCUGACGGGUGGUCCCUCGCAGCGCUGGGGGCUCUUCUCCCCCAGCCUGAGCCUGGAGGCCGCGUUCGGGGCGCCGGGGGAGGCGAGCGCGCUGCAGGAGCGGGGCUGGCUGCGUCUGAACGGGCGGGCGCUGCGCUGCACUCCCGCCGGGCUGCCCCUGCUGGACUCGCUGCUGCCUGCGCUGCUGUGCCAGCUGCGGCGCCGCUGGAAGACGGUGGAGGAAGACGGCGGGGGACAGGGCCCGCGCUGAGGCCUCGGGGCCGCGGUGUCGGCUGCGGGCAAUAAACGCCGUGAGACACCGGC
This is a messenger RNA of Numida meleagris (helmeted guineafowl), 1477 nucleotides long. It is a transcript of the gene RSAD1, whose product is annotated as radical S-adenosyl methionine domain containing 1. Gene Ontology annotation, biological process: porphyrin-containing compound biosynthetic process. The transcript has 8 exons. Gene Ontology annotation, cellular component: cytoplasm. Gene Ontology annotation, molecular function: 4 iron, 4 sulfur cluster binding; coproporphyrinogen oxidase activity. The record is from RefSeq and is a predicted model, not a curated record. Lineage: Eukaryota; Metazoa; Chordata; Aves; Galliformes; Numididae. Bases 12 to 1424 code for a protein of 470 amino acids.